Molecule: messenger RNA, 644 nt
Organism: Paramecium octaurelia
Lineage: Eukaryota; Ciliophora; Oligohymenophorea; Peniculida; Parameciidae
Source: the annotation of a GenBank genome assembly
AUGAGCGCUCUUAAAAUCACAGAAUAAAUUGACCAACUUUAUAAUGGUCAAAUAAUUAUUUAUAAUAUGUUUUAUAUAUCAUAAGUUUGUUAGUAGCGAUUGAGAUAUAAAUUCAAUUGUUAUUUUAAUUACAGAUCAAUUAAAACAAGAAAAGGAGUUAAUCUAUAGAUUAUAAAAUAUUUCAUGUCAAUAUCGACUGGCGACUACAUUUCCAAUAAUUGGUUAAGGAUUGAGAAAGAAAAAAGUAAGUUUCGUUAAGUUUUUGUCAGAAAUGAUUAAGAAGAGGAGAUAUUCAAUUGUAUAAGAUUAAUAGAUUUAAUUUAGUUAUAUGCCUCCUUUUUAUAAAAAGAGGAUUAAAAAUCUUAAGUUAUACUUCAGAAUUUAUUAUUUCGCACAGUAGUAAUAUAUUUAGUAUGCCAGAAUUAAGAUGCAUUCUUGUUAUUCUUAUGAAGCCUUAUUAACUCUUUAGGUUAUUUUAUUUUUAAAUCAGAGUCUUAAUUGUCUCAGGGGUUGAAAAGAUUGUAAGCAAAAUAAAUAAAGAAAUCAACAGAUUAAAAUAAUUAGAUAUAAAAAAAAUAGUUUGUUCGUGUUUAGAAUAGUCUUUUAAAAUGAUUUUCAUCAACCUUUAUAUGCUAGACUAUUGA